Aspergillus niger is the source of this 546-nucleotide messenger RNA. RefSeq lists its product as uncharacterized. Bases 1 to 546 code for a protein of 181 amino acids. Gene Ontology annotation, cellular component: microtubule cytoskeleton; cytoplasm. Gene Ontology annotation, biological process: protein folding. The transcript has 6 exons. NCBI's taxonomy places the organism in Eukaryota, Fungi, Ascomycota, Eurotiomycetes, Eurotiales, Aspergillaceae. Gene Ontology annotation, molecular function: GTPase activity; GTP binding. The record is from RefSeq and is a predicted model, not a curated record.
AUGUUAUCCAAUUUGAGAAAAGCCCGGCUGAAGGAUAAGGAGAUGCGAAUCCUGAUGCUAGGUCUGGACAAUGCCGGGAAGACCACCAUCGUUAAGCAGAUUAUGAACGAAGAUGUCACUACUGUCAGCCCGACAUUGGGUUUUAUCAUCAAGACAAUAGAUUUUCAAGGAUAUAGACUCAAUAUAUGGGACGUUGGAGGCCAAAAGACCCUCAGAUCUUAUUGGAAAAACUACUUUGAGAAGACUGAUACAUUGAUUUGGGUCGUCGAUGCGACCGAUCGUCUCAGAGUGGAUGAUUGUAGAGAUGAGCUCGCCGGUCUCCUUCUGGAAGAGCGUUUAAUGGGAGCAAGUCUUUUAAUUUUCUUGAAUAAGAGCGAAGUUGAGGGAUGUAUGAAUGAGAAUGAAGUUCGAGAACGGCUUGGCUUGGAUUCUAUCAAAACACAUAAAUGGACCAUAUUACCCUGCAGUGCGAUGACAGGAAAGAACCUGCAUGAAGGGCUAGAAUGGGUUGUACAAGACGCCAAAGAUAGGCUUUUCCUUUAUUGA